GGCUGCUUGUUGUUCCCGCAGAGAGAGGCGAGAAGAUGGCGGCCGUGUCAAGCGGAGGUGCUGCCGGGACUCCCGCGGCCGGGAUAGCGCACGCUGCCCGACCGAGCCACGCAGGCAUGGACCCUCAGAACCGAGUCCAGCCAACCCCCGGGAUUAGCCACCCCGGUCGUCCAGGCGCGGCCACCGGCUGCAUCCCCAAUCCUGCUCAGACUUCGACCACCAGGCCCCCUCCUGCUCGAGUGGGCCACUACGAGAUCGAGCGGACCAUCGGCAAGGGAAAUUUUGCGGUCGUUAAACUGGCCACCCACAUCAUUACCAAAGCAAAGGUGGCGAUAAAAAUAGUGGACAAGACCCAGCUGGAUGAUGAAAACUUGAAAAAGAUCUUUAGGGAGGUUCAAAUCAUGAAGUUACUAAAGCAUCCGCACAUCAUUCGUCUGUACCAGGUCAUGGAGACAGAGAGAAUGAUUUAUUUAGUAACGGAAUAUGCCAGCGGUGGAGAAAUCUUUGACCACCUGGUGGCCCAUGGACGUAUGGCAGAAAAGGACGCCCGGAAGAAGUUCAAACAGAUUGUCGCAGCAGUCCAUUUCUGUCACUGCCGUAACAUUGUCCACAGAGACCUGAAAGCCGAGAACCUGCUUCUGGACCACAAUCUCAACAUUAAAAUAGCAGAUUUUGGUUUCAGUAACCUGUUUUCCCGAGGACAGCUGUUAAAAACCUGGUGUGGCAGUCCUCCUUAUGCGGCACCAGAACUUUUUGAAGGCAAAGAAUAUGAUGGACCCAAAGUAGAUAUAUGGAGCUUAGGUGUGGUCUUAUAUGUAUUGGUGUGUGGUGCCCUCCCCUUUGAUGGCAGCACUCUGCAGAAUUUGCGAGCACGAGUCCUAAGUGGAAAGUUCCGUAUCCCCUUCUUUAUGUCUACAGACUGUGAGUAUUUGAUCAGACAUAUGUUGGUUCUGGAGCCCAGCAGACGGCUAACAAUGGAACAGAUCUGUAAGAACAAGUGGAUGAGACAAGGAGACCCAGACCCCGAAUUUGAAAGGUUGAUAGCAGAGUGUGAGCUGGUUAAGACUGAAAGAGAGACAGAGCUCAUCAAUGAGCAAGUACUCAUAGCUAUGUCCGAGAUGGGCCUGGACAGAGAACGCACAAUUCAGUCCCUACAAACAGAUGCAUAUGAUCACUACAGUGCCAUCUACAGUUUGCUAUCUGACCGUCUCAAGAAACACAAGACGUUGCGCGUUGCUCCACCCACACCACGCCCCAUUACCUAUCCCAUUAACACUGUACAGAUGGAUCCACAGGGUAAUCCAGUUAACAUAACGGUUCCUCAUGUCCAGCUUAUCAACCCAGAGAACCAGAUUGUUGAGCCGGACGGCAAUAUGGCACUCGACAGUGAUGAAGGCGAAGAGCCAUCUCCUGAAGCCAUGGCUCGGUACCUCUCAAUGAGGCGGCACACUGUGGGUGUACCAGACCAAAGGACUGAGAUGCAAGAGGACCUCCAGAAACUGCCACCAGGUUUCCCCCGGGGAGCAGUGCCCCAGCCUCCUUUCCCUCCACUCACGCCUAUGAUGGGCCAAAUGCACACUCUCAUGCCAACGCAGAGCCUACAACCCACACAGCAGUUGGAAUACAAGGAGCAGUCAUUGCUGCAACCACCCACUCUGCAAUUACUCAACGGCAUGGGGCCUCUUGGUCGAAGAGCUUCCGAUGGUGGUGCCAAUAUCCAACUACAUGCCCAACUCCUAAAAAGGCCUCGGGGGCCAUCACCUCUUGUUACCAGUCCACACCCAAUUCCUGCUGUUGCUCCGGUUGAUGAGGAGGGAUCAGAUGGCGAGCCAGAUCAAGAAGCAGUUCAAAGGUACCUGGCGAACCGCUGCAAGCGGCACACGACGCACGCACUCAUGAGCACAUCGCAUGGCGAUCCCUCGGCAGAGCCCCAGCGGUCACAGGGCCCCCGCCAGAGGGUGGUCUGGGCCCCUGACACACACACCCGAUCAAGCUACAAAGACUGUAACACACUUCAUCUUCCUAUGGAACGCUUCUCACCCGUCAGAAGGUUCUCUGACGGCGCUGCCACCAUUCAAGCCUUCAAAAUGCAUCUCGAGAACAGUAGCCUCAUUAAACAACUCAAGCAGGAGUGUGAACAGCUUCAGAAAAUGUAUGCGGCCCAGCAGGAUGAGCGAUUCCUGGAGCACACCCAACAACAGCAUAUUCUCUACCAGCAAGAGCAACAAAUCCUCCACCAGCAAAUCCAGGGUCUAUCUUUAGGCCAUGGAGAGAGUCAUCCCAGUCACCUAACCCACCAGCUCCAGAGGUUGCGUAUCCAGCCAUCGAGUCCUCCGCCAACACAUCCGAGCAACCACCUCUUCAGACAGCCAAAUCAGACUUCUCCGCCUGGCUCUGCAGGCAUAAUGCCAGGGCAUGGUCCAUCCUCGGUACCGUAUCAACAUGGUUCUCCUUCACUGUACCAGGGUCAAAGUGCUAGCCCACCUCCCGCAGGCCUUCCAAGAGUGCCUGUACCAGCCAAUCAGCAGUCACCGUCUGUACACCCAUCUGUCCCACUGGCUCAGGGUGUACCUCAACAGCAGCAAGUGACUAUUCAGGUACAGGAAGUGGAAUUGGGAGUUGGGCCACAGAGACAGGGUAGCUUUUUAUCGACACCCUGUGGACACAGAGUUCUCGGAAAGCAGCUGAGCGCCGACAAUGCAGAAUCGCACAGUCGUAGCCUUGGACGUUUCACCUCGGCCUAUGACCAGGCUCAAUUCAAUCCCCACCUUUUUUCUGCUGACGCAGCCACUCGAGGUGCCCCCGGAGUGCUGGGCGCCUAUGGCCAAUAUCUGCAGGGGGCCUCUCUCAACGUACCUGGACUAGAUGGUUACGGGGCUAGCAAUUAUGGCACCCCAUCAUCACUACAGCAAGCGUUACUCUCCCCCACUCCAAUGGAUUACCGCCCCCCACAACAGCACGUUACACCGACUCUGCAGGGGCUCUUGUCCCCCCGUCACUCUUUAACAGGCCAUGCGGAUCCUCGGUUACCACCACAAGACUUGGCUGCACUGCUGAAGAGACAGAGUCCCCGCUCUUGUCCCGCACCCCCAACACCACCUAAUAGUACAACACCGGAAUACGGAGAAAUGCUACUUUUGCGCCAGCUGAGCCAGGGUGAGGGUUUGGAACCACAGCCGCCUCAAAGCUCCCCAGCAGGCAAACACUACCACCACCUUCUUCAGAUCCGACCUCCAGAAGUCCAACCGCAACCUGACCAAGCACCUUGUCCGAGCUUGCCCCACUCGGAAAGUAUGGAGGAAGAUGAGGUACCAGCUGGCUACCAUCACACGCAUGAAGGCCUGCUGGUCAAAGCAGGAGAAGGUCAUGAGCUCCUGGCUCCCCCUAGAGGCAGCACCCCUCCCUACAACUCUCCUACACACAGACGUGGCUAUAUCAGUCUGAGUCCUCCAGCAUCUAGAGACUCUGAACCUUUAGAGUGCAGACAGACAGGACAAGCUAUGGAGGUGCCUGAUCACAACGGCUUGGGUUAUUCACGAGGUCAGCAAGGAGAAGUUUACAGGUCUCGAGGACAACUUCAGCGUCACCACACCAUCCAGACCUGUGAUGACGCAUAUGACCAAGCUGAGCCCAUGUCUGGGAUGAGCCUGUUGGCUGGGAAGGCGUUAAGUUCUGCUCGCAUGUCAGACAUUCUCAGCCAGACGUCACUGUCAGAAAGCCAGCAGCUGCACCAUCGGGAAGAAUCAGCAGUAUGUGACGUUGAAGGGGAGCUCCACGCGGCGACCUGCUAUCCCUCUUCCUGCACCACAGAUAUGCUUCUCAGCUAUAAGCCCCCAGACCUGCAGUACAGCAUGGAGCAGGCCGGAGUCUAGCUAUGGAUGCAGUGUAUCCCAUGUACAGUGGUCUAUGUCAAGCAUCCUGACAUGUGUUGACUUGAGUUGAGCUGCAUCAUGCCAAACCGACAUCAUCCAUCUCUCCAUUGCUCACCAUCUGUUUGUAAAGAGGGAGGGAGGAGGGAGGGAGGUAGGGAGGGAGUUGUUAACAUAAGAUGACAGUUGGAGCAUUCAGAAGGUCAAAGUGCCACCAUCUCCUGCACAAACAUCAAUCAUUUGUUACCACCGGGUUCUUCUUGACUAAGAUUGUCCCGCUCGGCACCCUCGGUGCGCAUAUCGUUUUGUGCCUCUGUGGCCACCGAAGCCGGUUUGACUUCCAACGACACAAAAGGAAUAGACACACUGCUGCAACAGAUCCAAAGUAUUCACAUUGUGUGUCUGAUGAUUCGUGCGCACACUUGCUCAAUGAGAGGCGUGGAGAAGAAAGGACUUUUGAAGCUGCAACCGACCCCUCGUCCCAUCGCGCCUCCCUCCCCUACUCGCAGACUGCAGAGCUUUUCCAAUUUCUGCAUUGGUGUUUGGAGUCGGCCUCCAUUGCUCCCUCCCAAAGACUGAGCUCAGUUUCAUUUUCACGAGGACAAACUAAACCAGCUCAUUUUUUUUUUGGGUUGUUCUUGCUUUCAAUCACCCACCCACACUUUUUUUUAUAUACAUAUAUAUUUUAUUGUCAAAUAGUAAUGUCCAUGUUAGACAUAAUGGUCAAUAUUGUUACUGUUAUUAUCACGGUUUCCAGUAUAAUGUUUAUUAAGAUGACAUUAUUAUAGAAUAACAGAUUUUUCUUGCAAAGAUGACAAUAAUUAAGAGAAGAAAAUCUGAAUUCUGCACUUUGGAGUCACACGAUCUUCUCCUUCCUCCUCCCUUUCAUGAUGUCAUACUACUUUUAGGACAGCCCCAACUUCAUGUCAUCCUUAUUUUCCCCCACCUGCUGUUACCUUCUCUCUCAUGUCUGUGACAGUGUAUUGCAUUGUGGGUAGUUUUACCAGAUUUUUGCUCCUUUCCUUGUACAGCGAUGCCAUGUAUAGAACGCUUUUGCAAUUUCUGAAAUUUGUUUUUAGAUGUUGGGGAGGCUUUUAUUUUCUUUUAUCAUUUUCUUUUAUGUUAUCAAAAUGUUUACUUUUUUUGCUUUAUGAAUCUUGAAAUUUCCUGCCAAAAGAGGACAGAGAAGAGAGACAGGGCUCUUUCUAUGUCUCAAAACGAUUGUUCAUAUUUGUUUUAAUAUUAUAUUGAGACACUUGAAUAAGAGGAGAGUAAUAAUUUUUGUUGCUUUUUAAAGUAUUUCUUUUGUUGAUGCCAUUUGUAUUGCUGUUGCGCCGGUUUUUAUUUGAGAUAGUUGUGGCAGGCUAUACAGGGUCAAGUUCGAGGCUUUGUCCGGGUUGGUUUGGGUGCUACAGACUUGAUACUCGGGGAAAAAAUAACAAACUGAAACCUAAAAGGAGUAACUUGACAUAUCAUCCAAAACAUAGAUGUAUAAAGACUGACAACACCCUGCCCUCUCCCCCUUUUUUUUAUUUUUGAUUUUAUAAACCCUUAAAAUUUGCUGUGAUCCCUCAGCCAUCUUUUAUUAUCUCACGUCUCAUGGCUGGACAGAUGGGACAGUUAAAAUUUUGGUUUGGAAUUGUUGAUACACUUGGACUCUGCACGAUCAAAAGGAAACAACAAAAGGUUUUGACUUUAAAUAUGAAUUCUAAAUUUGGUGUGCAAAGCACGUGAAUGUAACGUUUCAUGAGCCCACCUUUAAUUUACAACAUUGCUGUUGGAAACUAAACCUGAGGGCCCACAGCAGAACAUUAAUUUCCCUGGUGCAGUAAAAAGGCCCAAUUGCACAAUACCAGACUGCCCUGGUUGCUCUUUUUAAAAACCAGCAGUCAUUGGUGUCUAGCUGCGCUCGUGCUUUCCAUUUGCAGUCUAACUUCCUGCGAAGAUUCUAUAAACAUUUCCAAAAAGUUUCAAUUCCUCCAACUCGCCUUAAUUCGUUCUCUGUCAGAAAUGUGCUGCUGCGGACCUCUGCACCAAGCCAACACUGAUCCGUAAAAGGACUGAUGGGUAUAAAAGACAUGCAAGUCGUUCAUGAAAUCCAAGUUAGAGCUGCAGGAAGAUUCAGUGCCAUUGAAUGGGAAGCGCUGCACAUGAGUCGGGCAAAGUGGGGGAGAGCUGCUUCACAUAUCCGACUGAUUUUCCCUUUCUGUUUUGCCUCCUUGAUGACGCCCUCUAGUGUACGUGUACUCUUCAUCAGCCUUUUCUUUCUUUGCAAGUCGGCUCUGCUCCACUCUAUAUUUUUCUUAGAUUUUUUUUUUCCUUUUUUUUUUUUUCCUUUUUUUUUUUUUCCUUUAUGUUGAGUACAAAAAUACUAAAGUGCAACCAUGUUUAAAAGAUUAUCAACCAAACUAAGAUGAAAUAUAUAUAUAAAUAAAGAAAUACUUUAAAAUGG
Syngnathus typhle (broad-nosed pipefish) is the source of this 6321-nucleotide messenger RNA. RefSeq names its product SIK family kinase 3 (gene sik3). Lineage: Eukaryota; Metazoa; Chordata; Actinopteri; Syngnathiformes; Syngnathidae. Gene Ontology annotation, molecular function: tau-protein kinase activity; protein serine/threonine kinase activity; ATP binding. The transcript is spliced from 26 exons. The record is from RefSeq and is a predicted model, not a curated record. The coding region runs from base 36 to 3872 and encodes 1278 amino acids. Gene Ontology annotation, biological process: protein phosphorylation; intracellular signal transduction; microtubule cytoskeleton organization. Gene Ontology annotation, cellular component: cytoplasm.